GCAGUAUAAAAGACUAGAAAAAUAAUUUCAUUUUGCUAAUCAAUGGACUCCCAUUUGGUGUGGUGAUAACAUGGGCCUGAGAUAUGAGGUCCACAUGUGGGGGAAUAAGGUUGAGGUCAAUUUAGGUUAAUGAACAUGCACUUGUGGAGUAUGGCAACUAACAGGGAUGCCAUGCCGACAUGCCAUUGCAACAAUAACUCACAAAGGAGGGAAGCCUGAGGACAUGUGUCAUGAGUGGCUGUCAAUAGAAGUUUAUAAUAAGACAUACCAACAUUUUAUUGAACCAGUCCAAGGACCACAAUAUUGGGCCCAGACACAGUAUACACACCCUGUUCCACCACAUAGAAGGGUCCAAAGAGAAAGGCCAAAGAAAAAUAGAAGGAGAUCUGUAGAUGAGGACAAUGUCACAGGACAUAAGCUAAAGAGGAAAUUGGCUGAGUUUACAUGUGGAAGGUGUGGCCAAACCAAUCAUAACAUUAGAAGCUGUAAAAAUAUUGGAGUUCCUGUUAGGCCAAAGAAAUAUGUUGCACCAUCAACUUCAAAUGAGGAUGACCACCUAUUAUCUCAAGAUGAACAAGCUUUGAAUGAGGCUGAAGAAGCUGCUGCUCAUGUUCAACAAGAUCCGGUGGAGAUUAAUUUAUCUCAGCCUCAUUUGUCACAAGAUAGUGACAUGGAGUUGAUGGUCCCUGCAACUAUUGUUCCACCAAUAGCAAGGAAUAAGCUAACCAUAACAAGAGCCAAACAAAGGAAGGUUGCUGAUAAAGAUGAUGCAGAAAACUGAAGAAGCAUUUUUUGUUGCAUUU
Messenger RNA from Glycine soja, 803 nucleotides. RefSeq lists its product as uncharacterized. The coding region runs from base 167 to 781 and encodes 204 amino acids. The record is from RefSeq and is a predicted model, not a curated record. NCBI's taxonomy places the organism in Eukaryota, Viridiplantae, Streptophyta, Magnoliopsida, Fabales, Fabaceae. The transcript has 3 exons.